Coccinella septempunctata (seven-spotted ladybird) is the source of this 1104-nucleotide messenger RNA. RefSeq names its product probable 3-hydroxyisobutyrate dehydrogenase, mitochondrial. Gene Ontology annotation, biological process: L-valine catabolic process. The record is from RefSeq and is a predicted model, not a curated record. Bases 151 to 1095 code for a protein of 314 amino acids. Gene Ontology annotation, cellular component: mitochondrion. Gene Ontology annotation, molecular function: NAD binding; 3-hydroxyisobutyrate dehydrogenase activity; NADP binding. The transcript has 2 exons. NCBI's taxonomy places the organism in Eukaryota, Metazoa, Arthropoda, Insecta, Coleoptera, Coccinellidae.
UACUAGAUAGAGGUUCAUUUAUACAGCAAUAGGUCAGGCCACUGCUUUUGAAACCUCUCAACUACACAAUAAGAAACCAGUUGAAAUCAUUAGAACCUGCGUUGAUUUAUUCUAUUCCGAGUAGUGCAGUUGAUACCUAAACCAGUGAACAUGCUUAAAAGGGGAUUGAAAAUAGUUCAACAUUCUUUUCAGAAUGAAAUAACCAGGAGAAAUGCCAGUACUAUCGGUUUCAUCGGAAUCGGUAAUAUGGGUACACAUAUGGCUGGUCAUUUGGUGAGGAAAGGUGAAAAGGUGAAAGUAUUCGACAUAUCGAAAGCCGCAGCCGAAACAGUAAAAGGCGCUCAUGUUUGCUCAUCCCCAAUUGAGGCGGCGCAAAAUUCCGACAUCGUUUUCACAAUGUUGCCAAAUGGGGAAGUAGUGAAAAAAACAUUAUUAGACGAAGGGGUUCUCGAGUCAAUCCCAAGAAAAUCUCUACUUGUGGACAGCUCUACAAUAGAACCGAAAGUAUCGCAAGAGUUGUUUAAAAUAGCCCAAGAGAAAGAUGUGAGGUUUAUAGACGCUCCUGUCUCCGGAGGAGUGACUGGUGCGGAAGCCGGAACUUUAGCAUUUAUGGUAGGAGGAAAUGCAGAAGAUGUCGAAUACGUUAAACCAAUACUGCUUCAUAUGGGCGCCAGAGUUUUCCAUUGCGGUAAAGCAGGAGCCGGACAAAUUGCCAAACUUUCCAACAACUUGAUCCUCGGUGUCUGUAUGAUGGGAGUUUCCGAGGGUAUGAAUCUUGGGAUCAAAGCAGGCUUAGACCCAAAAGUACUCCACGAAAUAGUUAAUGUUUCUACAGGAAGAUGCUGGUCCUCAGAAACUUACAGUCCAGUGCCUGACUUAUUGCCAAAUGUGCCUAGUUCCAAUGACUACAAAGGCGGAUUCAACAUUAGACUGAUGUCCAAAGAUUUAGGACUUGCGGAGGCUACAGCAGUGAACUGCGAGGCUUCAGUUCCGCUAGCUGCAACUGCACAUCAAAUUUAUAGAGCCCUUAUCAGUAACGGAUACGGCGACAAAGAUUUUUCUGUAAUUUAUAAAUUCUUAAGAGGCAAUAAAUGAUUUACGAAA